Molecule: messenger RNA, 750 nt
Organism: Aspergillus alliaceus
Lineage: Eukaryota; Fungi; Ascomycota; Eurotiomycetes; Eurotiales; Aspergillaceae
Product: S-adenosyl-L-methionine-dependent methyltransferase
Exons: 1
Coding region: 1-750 (249 amino acids)
Source: RefSeq, a predicted model, not a curated record
AUGGCUCCCCGCCUCGUGAAACUAGCAGACAACUUCUCCUGCUAUACCAGCGGAGAGCACGAAGCACAAUUCAUUUACCAGGAGAUCUUCGAGCAUCAUGGCUAUGACGGACCCGUGCUCCCGGACGCGCCAUUCAUCGUUGAUGCAGGUGCCAACAUCGGGCUUUUCUCUCUAUACAUGAAGGAAAAGCAUCCUCUUGCCCGGAUCCUUGCCUUCGAACCGGCACCAGAAUCCUUUGAGACGUUGAAGAAGAAUCUGGCUUUGCAUAAUGUCUCGGAUGUUGUAGCAUACCCUUACGCCCUGGGCACUCAGGCCUGCACUGCGGCAUUCACGUACUUUCCGAAUGUACCUGGCAACUCUACAUUGAAUAUGGAAGAGAAGAGGCAUCAGAUUCAGCUCUUUCAGGAAAAUUGCAGCGACAUAUUGUCAGACGAUGUGUUCGAGGGUGCUGCUGAGAUCACGGUUCCGGUUAAUCGGUUGUCGUAUUUUCUCAAUCGCGACCAUAGCGAUGUCGCGGCAAUUGACCUUCUCAAGAUUGACGUCGAGGGUACUGAGUUGGAAGUGUUAGGUGGUCUUGAUGAUGCGGACUGGAAAAAAGUACGGAAUAUUGUGAUGGAGGUGAGUGAUUUGGAGGGGAGUCUUGAAGCGGCGAGGCAGUUGCUGGAAUCUAAGGGAUUUACGGUUACUUAUGUCGCGUCUCGAGAGAUGCCGGAAGUCUUCAAGAUGUACAUCCUGACAGCUUGUCAGUGA